CCGAUCGGGCUCGUUCGGUUCGGCCGCAGGUCACCAGGCAGCGUUCGCCGUUCAGCGUCCGCGUUCCUUGGUCCCUCCGACCGAAUUCCGUCGUCGGGUCGUCUGCAAUUUCGAAGCUUUUUCCAGUUUUAAGCUCGCCCAUGUCGGAAUCUUUCCUGCGCCGACACUGACAUCGUAGAAACCGAACGCGGAACACGGUCUUCGAAGCGUGGAACUUUUGAGAGAGAGAGAGAGUCGUGACCGAGGAAAAGCAGUAUGAUAUCCCUGCAGCGAGCGGCUAAAUCCAUCCACACGGCCGUCGCUGCCCCGCGCCUCUCUAAAUUCUCUCUCCACGUUCCUAAAUGCGUGGAGGUGGAAUUCACUAAUGGUAGCACAUUUAGGUUGUCUGCUGAAUUUCUCAGAAUUUGCAGUCCUGCUGCAGAUGGCAAGAUGAGGUCUAUAGGAGGUGAAAAGGUAAUAUUUGGGCGUCGUCAUGUUGGAAUUAUGAAAGUCGAACCUAUAGGAAACUAUGGGGUGAGGAUAAUUUUUGAUGACUUGCAUAAAACUGGGAUCUAUACAUGGGACUAUUUUUAUCAUCUUGGAAGCAACAAAUUUACCCUCAUGAGAGAUUACAUUAAUACGCUCAAGAAGCAUGGACUUAGCCGGGAUCCUUCCAGAAGAAAAUGAUAGCGACUUUUCUUCCUUGGUUAUAACUGGUAGUUUUCAUGGAAGUGGUAAUUUCAGCAAGGGAUAAGGUCAACUCUUCGAUUCAAUUACUUGCAUGCGCUGCUCAAGAGUAAGAGCUGAUUGCUUGAAAAUGGAAAUGGAAAUUUAUUAAAUAGACAAGUGAAGAUUGUAAUUUUAGGCAUGUUGGGCUUCAGUCUGCACCGAUGAGGUAUCCGAAACAGGUUCUUUCAGCUUGUGCUUCUCUGGCCUCUUGGUUGGUGUGGUUUUGAAGAUUUUUAAGUCUUCUCUUAGAUUCAAGGGAAAAUCUCCCAGUUCUGAAUUUUGACAAGAAAGCUUGAUAAUUGUUCUGAUUCAGUACAAUUGGAAUUAAAAAUGGUAGUAGAUGAAAUUGGAUCCCCUUGGAGCCAUGGAAAAUGUAAAGGGAUUGCAUUGGCAGAAAAGUUCAAGAAGAUUGAAGCAGAGGUAAUAAAAAUGGUGUAUUGUCUGUAAUAUCAUAGAAAAUUAUGUCUACAAUCAAUGCAAUUUGUGUACUAUAUUCUCAAAUGCUAAUAUAGAUUUUGCAAGAGAAUGUUGUCGUCUAGUUUGUUAGAGCAUUUGCUAUGACUUUCCUUUUCUCAGAAGAAUGUAGUGAUAAACUAGCAGUUUGCACGGUUACAUCACGUUUCAGUUCAUGGUC
Messenger RNA from Eucalyptus grandis, 1342 nucleotides. RefSeq lists its product as uncharacterized. The transcript has 4 exons. NCBI's taxonomy places the organism in Eukaryota, Viridiplantae, Streptophyta, Magnoliopsida, Myrtales, Myrtaceae. The record is from RefSeq and is a predicted model, not a curated record. Bases 256 to 666 code for a protein of 136 amino acids.